GCUGAUCUCCUGGGAUUUUCACACACAAGAGUAGAGUUUUUACUCACAAUGGUGCAACAAACAAAAAACAUCCAAUAAGCAUUCUGUGGACAGAUAUGCCUGGUUGAUGAGAGAGGCCAAAGGAGAAUGGCCAGACUGAUUGGAGUUGACAGGCUACGGUAACUCAGAUGACCACUAUUUGCAAUUGUAGUGAGCGUCAAAGCAUCUCAGAAUGCACAUAUUGUCACACCUUGAGGUAGAUGGGCUACAACAGCAGAAGAUCACUGGCCUCCCCCCUCACCAGAUCUGAAUCCAGUGGAACAUCCCUGUUAGAACCGGGGACUGGCAGCAUGAAUGUGCACCUGACAGAUCUGCAGAAAUGAUGUGAUGCAAUCAUGUCAACGAGGAGCAGAAUCUCAGAAGGUGUUUCCAACAUCUCGUGAAAUCUAUGACAUGAAGAGCUGAGGCUGUUUAGAGAGCAAAGGGAGGCCCUGCACUGUAUUAGCAUGGGGUUCCUAAUGAAGUGCUCCGUGAGAUUAUUCGCUGAUAAUACAUGGGAGGAGGCGUAAACGUUAUCUCAAGGGUUAAACAAUACUAUGCACAAUUUCACUGGAAAGUUUCUGUCUUCGGCUGGAAAUAGACUGUCACGUUUCCGGAUGUGGCGUCACAUCAAAACAACAAAGACACAUUUUUAUUGGUCGGUGCAGCAAAACGGGGACCUGCUUAAAGUACCGAUGAACCGCAGGAGAGCGUCUCGUCGCAUCUCUCACUCACAGAGGAGGGAUGGACCGCCAGGAGGCGAGUGGAGGCAGAAGAACCAGGAGCAAUGGCGAGGCCACGACAAGGCCCAGGUGAGACAGGUGGAGAAGGAUGAGAGACGUGAGCAGGAGGGGAAACAAACAGUGCCCCGGGGGACUUGCCAGACCAUGUGCCCUACUCGUGAGCUGCGGCUCCGUGAGACACAGAACCGCCUUCACCGUUUUGAGAUGUUAGUGGGCACAGAAAGAGAUCGGCGGCCCAGGGGAGACCCCUUGCGUGCUGUCAAGGAGUACUCCAGACCAGCAGCUGGGAAAGACUCGACAAACCCCACUGACCUCCGUCCCCCUGCCGUGCUGCGGAAAACUGUGUGUUACCUUAUUGACGACAUCGCUGCCUCCCCUGGUCUGCAUCCUUGGACUGAGGUGUACAACUUUGUUUUUGAUCGGCUGCGUGGUGUGAAGCAGGACAUGAUCAUCCAGAGGGUGUCUGGGUUUGACUGUGUGGCCAUUUUAGAGCAGACAGUACGUUUCCUCAUCUACGCCUCCUAUCAUCUUUGUGGUGAGCCCCUGCGGCUCUACGACCCACGGAUUAAUGACACGCACCUACAGGAGAAUCUAAGCUGGCUGCUGAAUUGCUACGCUACUGGAACAGAGCCGCAUCUCAACCAGGAAGAGUUUCAAGCUCUUGGUCUUCUGUACAACCUCGGUUCAUCUCGUGCCACACGACACAUCUUGGAGCUCCCUGAGCAGCUCCGCAGCACUCCUGCCAUCAGGCUUGCUCUGUCGAUCAACCGGGCUUAUCUGGACGGAAACCCUGUGCGUUUGCUCCGAUUGGCUCAGAGGUUGAACUUCCUGCAGUGUUGCGCGCUCCACCGCCACCUGGUGACAUGUCGUAGAGAUCUGCUGCUAAUAUUCAGCCACGGCUACAGCAGCCGCAACUGCCGCUUUCCUCUUGACAGACUGGCUCAGCUCUUGUGCUUAGACACGUCACUUACAGCCCAGCUCUGUCAGUCUUACGGAGUGGAGGUUAACCAGAGCAACCAAGUGGUUUUCUCCAAGGCUGCUUUCACUGAGCCCGAACCAGGGAAACUGCACUGUAAACUGUAUCACAACAUAGUGGCUGAGAAACAGAGAGACCUCACUGUUGGGGGUAUCAUUCACGGUUGCGCUUGAGACCAAAAAAGGAGUUAAUUAGUAAUACCGGUAAUGCUUUAUAGGGAAAUGGUCUGUAAACUCACUCCCCUCCACAGGGAAGUCAAAACGCAAAUGACAGAGAUUUAAAGACUUGUCCAAGGACAGUUAAGCAGUGCAGCUGUUUUGUUAUUAAGUGGUUUCUUCUUUCUACUCUUAUUAUCUUGUUGGAUUUGAGCCUUGGGGCAUUCAUUCUACGAUAACGAAUGCCAGUAUGUUUACCAUUGAAAUGUUUUGGAUUAUACAUGUUCCAAACUCAGAUUAGGAUGAGGGUUGUUGUUGAGCUACGGGUCUGCCAUACUCCGACGGAGAGAGGCUGCAUCGGGGAGGAAAGUUCCCUCCUGGCUCCGGAUGUGGUUUUUCAUCCUCAACAUGCACUUGGUGUCUGAAUUACCGUAAGAUGUGAAUUAUUUUUAUACUGUUACUGAUGCUGGUUAUAUUCUUACUAUUUAAAUGUUUUAAUGCCAUAUUGUCUCUUUGUUCAGUAUUUCAGAAAACCUGCUGGAAAAUCUACUGUGCAACAGUGUUCAUUUAUUCUCAUAAAUGCAGUACCUCAGAAACAUUUUAAUAAAUUUUGUUAU
Molecule: messenger RNA, 2509 nt
Organism: Xiphias gladius (swordfish)
Lineage: Eukaryota; Metazoa; Chordata; Actinopteri; Istiophoriformes; Xiphiidae
Gene: sac3d1
Product: SAC3 domain containing 1
Exons: 4
Coding region: 576-1910 (444 amino acids)
Biological process (GO): centrosome duplication; spindle assembly
Cellular component (GO): centrosome; nucleus; spindle
Source: RefSeq, a predicted model, not a curated record